Molecule: messenger RNA, 4047 nt
Organism: Hipposideros armiger (great roundleaf bat)
Lineage: Eukaryota; Metazoa; Chordata; Mammalia; Chiroptera; Hipposideridae
Gene: ADORA1
Product: adenosine A1 receptor
Exons: 2
Coding region: 621-1598 (325 amino acids)
Biological process (GO): G protein-coupled adenosine receptor signaling pathway
Cellular component (GO): dendrite; plasma membrane; synapse
Molecular function (GO): G protein-coupled adenosine receptor activity
Source: RefSeq, a predicted model, not a curated record
CACGCUGCGGAGGGGGGGCUCGCGCCCCGGCCUGUGCGGGGCUCAGUCCCGCGGACCCACGUCUGCCAGCCCCGCGCCAGGUGCGGAGCGGGGGCGCUACCUCUUUAAAAGCGCCGGGGGCCGAGCCUCUGCCGCACCAUGUGAUUGCUUGAAAGGCCGGGCUGGCCGCGCUGCGGCGGGAGCGGAGGACCGGGAGCUGCCCCGCUCGCCGCGGAGCCCUGGGCGGCACCAGGUGCCCCCAACUCUGGGCAGGAUGGUGAGCUCCUCGCACCCUGUUCUGUGGGCGCGGGGGACCCUGCGGGGUGUGCGUGCGCGCGCGCGUGUGCUGGGAGCAGCCUCACACCUGAUAAAAAAGCCCGUGGAGCAGUGAGCACAGCUAUUUUAAGUUGCUGACUGGGACCUCUGGGGACGAUAAGGGGAAGGGACAAAGAUUAGGCAGAGAAAGGGCCAGCGUACCUCUUCAGCCUGAGCCGGCAACAGGCGUGCCAAGUGGGGCGCGCCUCCGAGGGCCGCGGGAGUCCCGGGGCUGCCAGGCAGGCCCCCCACGCAGGCUCCCGUGCCCACAGGUGCCCGCCGGCCGGCCGACGCGCCCCCUGGCGCCCGCCUGCUGAUGCGCCGCCAUGCCUCCGUCCAUCUCGGCCUUCCAGGCCGCCUACAUCAGCAUCGAGCUGCUCAUCGCGCUGGUCUCGGUGCCCGGGAACGUGCUGGUGAUCUGGGCAGUGAAGGUGAACCAGGCGCUUCGGGACGCCACCUUCUGCUUCAUCGUGUCGCUGGCCGUGGCUGAUGUGGCCGUGGGCGCCCUAGUCAUCCCACUCGCCAUUCUCAUCAACGUGGGGCCUCAGACUUACUUCCACACCUGCCUCAUGGUCGCCUGCCCUGUCCUCAUCCUCACCCAGAGCUCCAUCCUGGCCCUGCUGGCCAUCGCAGUGGACCGCUACCUCCGCGUCAAGACGCCACUCCGGUACAAGGAGGUGGUGACGCCGCGCAGGGCUGUGGUGGCCAUCGCCGGUUGCUGGAUCCUGUCCUUCCUGGUGGGCCUGACACCCAUGUUUGGCUGGAACAACCUGAGUGAGGUGCAGCGGGCCUGGGCAGCCAACGGCAGCGUGGGCGAGCCCGUGAUCAAGUGCGAGUUCGAGAAGGUCAUCAGCAUGGAGUACAUGGUGUACUUCAACUUCUUCGUGUGGGUGCUGCCCCCCCUGCUGCUCAUGGUGCUCAUCUACCUGGAGGUCUUCCACCUGAUCCGCAAGCAGCUUGCCAAGAAGGUGUCGGCCUCCACGGGCGACCCGCAGAAGUACUACGGGAAGGAGCUGAGGAUCGCCAAGUCGCUGGCCCUCGUCCUCGUCCUCUUCGCCCUCAGCUGGCUGCCCCUGCACGUCCUCAACUGCAUCACCCUCUUCUGCCCCUCCUGCCACAAGCCCAGCGUCCUCAUCUAUAUCGCCAUCUUCCUCACGCACGGCAACUCGGCCAUGAACCCCAUUGUCUAUGCCUUCCGCAUCCAGAAGUUUCGUGUCACCUUCCUGAAGAUCUGGAACGACCACUUCCGCUGCCAGCCAGCGCCCCCCACUGACGAGGCCCCAGAAGAGAGGCCUGCUGACUAGACUCGACGUCCUCUGUGGGCUCCCAGCUGCCCACACCCAGAGCAUCCGGCCCAGCCGCAGCGCCCCGCUGUCCCACCUGGCUCUGGGAGCCUCCCCUGGCGAUUCCCUGCACCUCUGGGUUCUGGGCGAGGUUUGGGGGGCAGCCCAUGGGGAAGGGAACAGGUAACCUGAGGGGAGGAGGAAAGUGGCUGGAGUCUCCCCACCUGCAAGACCAUCCUAAGGGCAACCCCGGCUUCAGGCUGGGUGGGGCCUGGGGACACUGGGACGGAGAAGGGCCUGUGGACAUGGAGGGGAGCUGCUUGUCCUACAGGGACCAAGCUUAAAGACAGGAGAGGAUGGAGUGAGGGGGAGAGACCGGGCGUCUUGGCCUUGUUCUCUCUCCUUUUCUGUCGGAGAAGGUGGCCAGAGCCACUGAGGGCCGCAGUCAAGGAGCCUCAGUCCCCACCUGCCAGGGACCCCGUGCCUCCAGCCAUGCUGGCUGCCAGGGCGCCUUCUCUCCUUGUCCCGAGAAGCCCAGGAUUAGACUUGGGGGAUGCAGAAGGAGCUUGAUUCUACACCAGCCUUUGCCCCCAGAGCAAACGUGGAGGUGUAGCCUCAUGCAGCCAUCAGGUGGCAGCCUUGAGCAGCCCGGAGAGGAGACUGGAGUGUUAACCGCUUGUCAUCUGGGCCACCAGGGCCACCAGUCCCCGCAGACGGGCCUGGACGCUCCUAGGUGACACCCAUCUAUGCUGCUUCUGGGCCUGAUGGAGGCACGCCAGCUCUUGGGAGCAUUCUGCCAGGAGGAAGUGUACAAGAGACUGUGGGCUGACUGUGGGCGCUGGUGGGAUGAGGUGUGACAGGCUGGAACAGGACAGAGACCCUCCUCCUGAGAGUGUGGGUGAGAAGGGCUUGCUGGCAUCUACCCUCAGUACCCCUGGCAUGCAACCCAGUUUUCAGGGGUUUGGAGGCACCUGGGGAAGGUUUGCCCCCUGCCGACCCCAAAGCCCUUUGCACAGAAGGGUGAGGGCGUGGUUCUGAGUGUGAGCGGCUACUCCAGGCCCUCCCUCUCUCAGAGGUGCAUUGUCUCCUGGCUCCCAGGGAAGGCCACCUGGCUAAUCAGAGACUGAACCCUCAUGGAGAGCACACGGCGGGCCACCCGCCCCCACCACCUCAGAGGAGGACAGACAGCCUCGGCUCGGAGGAAGCCGUGGUGGGGCGGGUGGGAAGUGGGAGGGGGCAUAUGGAGGCCAUCAGAGCACGAAGGGCUCCAGGGAAGGGCUUGUCCUUGUCCUUGUCAUCGUGGGGUAGCAAGCUCUGAAUGUGAAAACAAGAGCCUGAAAAAUCUCACGUCUGGAAAACCCCAAUGACUCCUUGGGUCCCCUCCCACUGGUACCUUCACAAUGUCAUACGUGGAGGCACCCAACACGAUGACGCUCGCUGUCACAGACGCCCCUGCACUGUCACACCACACACCUUUAUUUGACUGCUUCUCGCCCGGCACACAACCCUUUGCAGAGGCACUCUGGUGUCGGCAUCUUCCAGUGCCCCUCGUGCCCGGAAAGCCGGGGCUGGUUUCUGCCAGGCCCGCUCCUGAGUUCCAGGCUCCAGACUUGGGGGAAGGAGGCUGGAGCAGAGCCAUCAGCCGUCACCACGGAAAUGGGGGUCUGGGUCAUCCACAGAGCUGGUCCUGGUCCUGGUCCUGGUGGGCCUGACAUGCCUGACGUCCCAGGCCCUCAGCAGCUGGCAGAUCACAUGCUUUAAGAGCCCCUGGUGUGGGCAGAGCUGGGCUGAAGAGGUGGGACGGGGCGGGGAGCAGCCCUCCAGACCUCCCUCCCUUGGGGUCCAGUGCCCGGGCCUGAGCUCUGCGCACGUCCUCACUGUCCAGAGGCCUAGAACCAUCUGCUCAGGGAAGGCAGGCACACAUCGCUGUCCCCACUUUUCUGAUGGGAAGACAGGUCCAAGAGAGAGCCCUGGCCUCAGGUCACUCAGAGCCAGGCCUAGACCGUCCUCCGAGUCACUGCCAUCCAGGCCUCACUGGCAUCGCCUGCAUGCCACGCUGUCCUCACGUCUCUGAGACACCCUGAGACUGCGUGUGUGGCCGCCCCCCUCCUCACCCCACCCCAGAGGCAGUGGCGGGGGCGGGGCAAGUGCAGCCGAUUACCUUCCUCUUCGUCAGAGCCUCCUCCAGCUGCUCUUCAGUGUGUGGCUGAGGCUGGAAGAGAUCCCACAGGUCAGCGCUGGGGUUGGGGGGUGGGUGUUGGGAACCCAAGCAGGGAAGGAAGGAUGAGGGAGGCUCAAGGUGCACCCCACUGCUUUGCCCACGGUGGGCCAUACUCCCUCGUGGAAAGUCCUGACGGCCGGGUCUCUGUCUGUUGCCCUCUGUCUUGCCUUGGUUUUUAGCGCUCAGCUGCCUCCGUUCCACGGAAGAGGUGACUUCUGCCCUCCCAUCCAUGGAGACACCCUCAUCAGC